Messenger RNA from Tyto alba (common barn owl), 5193 nucleotides. It is a transcript of the gene SLC30A1, whose product is annotated as solute carrier family 30 member 1. Lineage: Eukaryota; Metazoa; Chordata; Aves; Strigiformes; Tytonidae. The record is from RefSeq and is a predicted model, not a curated record. The transcript is spliced from 2 exons. Gene Ontology annotation, cellular component: membrane; Golgi apparatus; endoplasmic reticulum. Gene Ontology annotation, biological process: detoxification of zinc ion; intracellular zinc ion homeostasis; zinc ion transmembrane transport. The coding region runs from base 189 to 1730 and encodes 513 amino acids. Gene Ontology annotation, molecular function: zinc ion transmembrane transporter activity; calcium channel inhibitor activity.
GGCUCGGGUGCAAAGUUUGCUCGCCCAGCGCCUGCGGAGGGAGCGGAGGUGGCCGGGCCGGCGGCGGCGGCGGGGAAGCGGCCGCGCUCGUCUUUGGGGCUCCGCCGCGCCCGCGGGCCGCUCGUUGCGCCGAUCGCCGGCCGCUCUCUUCACGCCGGGCCGGGCCGGCGACCGCUGCCCCCGGCGCGAUGUGCGGGGGGAUGGCGGUGAAGGGGCCGGGCGGGCCGCGGUGGUGGCAGAACCGGCGGGCGCGGCUGCUGUGCAUGCUGGCGCUCACCUUCCUCUUCUUCGUGGUGGAGGUGGUGGUGAGCCGGGUCACGUCGUCGCUGGCCAUGCUCUCGGACUCCUUCCACAUGCUCUCCGAUGUCAUGGCCCUGGUCGUGGCGCUGGUGGCCGUGCGCUUCGCACAGCGCACCCGCGCCACCAAGAAGAACACCUUCGGGUGGGUGCGGGCCGAGGUGAUGGGCGCCCUAGUCAACGCCGUCUUCCUCACCGCCCUCUGCUUCACCAUCCUGCUGGAGGCCAUCGAGCGCUUCACGGAGCCCCAUGAGAUCCAGCAGCCGCUGGUGGUCAUCGGCGUGGGAGUGGCGGGACUCAUCAUUAACCUGCUGGGGCUCUGCCUCUUCAACCACCACGGUGUCGGGGGCCACGGCCAUUCCCACGGCCACGGGCACUCGCACAGCGGCAGGCAGCACGCCCGCAGUGGCGCCAAGCCCGAGCAGCCGCCUGGGGACGGGGAGGCUGCGCUGCACCGGGAGGAGACCAGCACCUUGGUGGAGAACUGCAGCAGCUCCAACGGAGUCAGCCAGGAGAAGCUGGGUGAUAUGAAAGACGACAUGACUGACCUACAGGUGAAUGGGAACGCUGGUCAUUAUCCUCUGGAUGUAGAGGAGGUUGAAGAAGACUCUAGUGCACAGCUUAACAUGCGUGGAGUUUUUCUGCAUGUUUUUGGAGAUGCCUUAGGUUCCGUAAUUGUGGUAGUGAAUGCCUUGCUCUUUUACGGGUUGUGGAAUCCAUGCCCCAAAGAUGGGCCCUGCUUUAAUCCAUGUGUCAAUAAUCACUGCAUGGAAAAUUCUACUUUAACACAAACACUUGGCAGAGCAAACGAGUCUGAGCAAGAGAGCAUUACGGUGGCUGGUCCAUGCUGGUUGCUGUAUUUAGAUCCUGUCCUUUGUUUGAUGAUGGUUUGUAUACUUCUUUACACAACUUACCCGUUACUUAGGGAGUCAGCCCUUAUACUUCUGCAGACUGUUCCUAAACAAAUAGAUGUUCAUUCUUUGAACUCAAAAUUACGUACCCUUGAAGGAGUUGAAGCAGUCCAUGAAUUACACAUUUGGCAGCUGGCAGGCAGUAGGAUCAUUGGCACUGCUCACAUAAAGUGCCCUGACCCUUCCACAUACAUGAUGGUGGCAAAGCGCAUAAAGGAGAUCUUUCAUGACGAAGGGAUUCAUGCAACUACCAUUCAGCCUGAGUUUGCCAGCGUUGGCUCUGAAUCAGGGCGAGGGAAAUGUGAGUUCCCUUGCAGGACUCAGUGUGCGUUGAAGCAGUGUUGCGGAACAGGAGAAGAUAGUACUGCAAAGAAGACAGAAAAGUCUUCAUCCCUUAGUAUUUCUUGUUCAGAAGUUGUCAUUGAAUUUCCGAAAACUAGGAGGACUAAGUCGGAGAGCAUCCCUUCAGUUAAGCUAGAGGCAAACAUGGAUCAAAAUGAGCAGUUUGAAUCAUCUUUGUAACUCCCUGAAUGGUGCUACCUAAGUUUUGGUGACUUUGACAACAGCUGUAUUGCAAGAGGAAGAGACAGACUUUUGAGAUGCAAUUUUGCCAAGUAGUGUAAUUGCUGAAGUCCUUGUUCUUGUCAUAUUGCUAAAUCUAGGAUGCUUGUUUUAAAGAAUAUAACAUCACUGUCAUGAUACAAUGUGUUUGUGCUGACUUUGUACUGAGACAGACAGAAAGUGCCCCAAUGCUGUAACAACUUCAGAAAAUCCGUUUCAACAUUUCAGCAGAGACACUUUUUGCUGUGCUUCAAAUGCAAAUAUUUUUUCCAGUGAACAGGUAUUUGAGGGAUAAGCAUGUAGGAACUCAAUUUGUGUUACAGAUUUUUUUGGACCUACUCUUUCCUUUAAUAUUUGAUUUGUAGAUAUUUUAAUAUAUUGUUUAUUUAGAAGCCCUAAGGAAACCAAAGCUCAUAGAACAUUUUUAAAGAUAUAACUGCUUAAAACUGGAAACCACUUUGCAGUUUCACAUACUUUUCUUAAACUUAUAUAAUAAAUGUGAAGGCUUUUCUAAUGAAUUUAUCGUAUAGCAUAUCUUAAAGAGAACAUCAUGUGAUUGUUAGAAACUGUCCCCACUUUUUCUGGUAAGGUAGCAAGGUAAUUAAAAUCAACUGCUUGUGAAAAUAUCAGAUGUGAAAGGUUUUUUUUUUUUCUAUCAGAAUGAAAGUUCAAGCUACUGUAUACUGCUCUGUGAUCAAGACGUGAGACUGACCGAUAAAGUAAUGCAUACUUUCAUGUUUUAUGGAUUUUCUGGUGGUUUUCCUUAUUUCCAAGUUGUGUCUUGUGGUCAUAAAAGUCUUUGAAGUUUAAAGAAUCCUUGACUCACAGUGCUAUAAAUGAAGAGCUGGAACUUCAUUUUUAACUGAUUCUCGGGUAGUAAACUGAAAAAAAAAAAAAAAAAAAGAAUUAGUUAUGUCAAUAAGUGCUCUGUAGGGGAAAGUCUGCCGGACACUGACAGUAUAAUUCAUGCUUUUAAGCAUCGACAGUAGCCUCUGUAACAAGUAAUUCAGUGGUGCAUUUUGCUUGUAGUUGAGUGUGUCUGUAAGCACUUGCAGUGACUGCAGUCCUGGUCCCCACCGUGUCCUCUGGAGCCUUCUGCUGACUUCUGAAGAAGUGGGGCAGGGAGUAGGAUUUCAUUCACUGUAUUUCACACUUUGAGAUGUUUAUGUAUCACAUAAUUUCACUUAGUAAGUAUCCAAAUCUAUGGUUUAAAAUGUUAACUGAGUUAAUUGACAACUGGCUCUAAAGAAGCUGUUACAGUAUGCUGCCAAUUUACACCUUAACAAAGGAGAAACUGGUCUAUGAACUCUGUGAAUUUGGCAGAGACUAGAUGAGAUUUGGAGAUAAAACAUGCAAGAAAUCUAAUCUAAAACCCUGACCCAUUUGAUCUGCCCUCAAGUUCUGUAUAGGCAAUAACAUCUUGUGAUUUAAUUGACUGCUCCUAUGCUCACAACUGGAAAACAACUCUGAUCUUCUGUUGUUUGCUCUGUGACUCUGGACACGAUAAACACUCUGCCUCAGUUUCCCUGUCUUAAAAUGGGGAUAAUACCUACCUCACAGGGGUGUUGUGAGGCUUAACUUUUGUGUGAAGAGCUCUGAGAUCUGUUACUGGAAAGCACUGGGAGGAGUGUAAGAUACGAAAUUACAUGGUAUUUACUUCUACAAAUGUGUUGCAAUACCUAGGCACAACAGAGGGAACUGAGGAUAGUUUUGGCCUUAUGAAAUUCUUUGAUGCUGUGGUUUUCAGGUUUUUAACAGUAUUUAAAUGUAGAUUUUUUUUUUAAAAGAAUGUUUUGUUAGUGAAGGGAAUGUAGCUUUGCCUCCGGAUACAGAACACCUCGCUAGUUGGCAUUUCUAAUAUGUGUCUCGUAUGAUAAUUGCUCCUAAGUAGUUCAAAGUAGUCUGCUGCUUGUUGGACCUGGACUGGCCCAGGUCGUGUCAGUGGUCUUGCCCAACUUCUCAGCAGAGCACUGCAGUCAACUCUCGAUUGUCCAUGGGUGGGUUACCAGUGUUGUACAUUAACUGUGCAGUCCACAGGGCCAGCCUAGCUCUGUAUUGCAUGCCAGUGCCUUGGCCAAAUGCUGUGUGCCAAAGCAUUGGAAAAGUAGAGGAGCUCAGCCCCGUUUCAUGUGAGCCCCCUCUCACGGGGUUCGUUAGCUUGGGUGCAGCACCACACAGUUAUUUUGUCUCUUGGCUGCUCAGAUGCAUCCACAGGAAGCUGCGAUGUGUGGAUGGGUCUGUUCAGCAUCACUUGCCUGUUUCUGUGUUUAUGCUUGUUGUAUAGUCUCAUAAACUAACUUAAAUAUGUUAAUAUAGUAUUUAUGUAUGUUUUUGUUUUGUCUGAAUUAUCUUAACUCUUUCUUCUGUUACCUGUAUAUGAUCUAGAGUUGACUGUUAAAUGAGAUCUUGUAUGAGACUACAUUUGCAGAAUAUGCUGUCACUGCUAGUAUACUACAAAGUAUUAACCAAGUAAAUUUUGGAAUGAACAAAGUACUUUUUUUUUUUUUUUUUGGAAAUAUGUAUCCUUGCUUUUAAUGGUAAACUUUCAGUACUUAUUUUGCUCACUAGUUUAAAAUUGGUCUCAGUCAUAAGGCUGAAUUAUUGAGGUCCUGCUGUAUAUCACUAAUGUGCCAUAGAAUUACUGCUCUUUAGUUUAUUUAAAAAAAACAAACCCAAGACAAACUGUAGUAGCACUGAGAAGCCUGACUGACUUCUCUCCUGUUGCUCUUAUAAGAAGAGAGCAACUAGUAAGUCUUGACAGUUGCCACCAUUGGUUAACAGUCUCAGUAAGUGCAUCUGAGUAGGUGGAGUUGCAGUCACUAAUUCCAUUGUAAUUAUUUAAUCUUUUUUUUGUGUGCCAGAAGUCAUAUUUUUCUAUUUCUGUGUCCAUUGCAGGCAAUGGCUAGCUUAAAAGACAAAAAUCUCUCCCCCACAUUAUUUUUAUUAUCAGGACAGGAUGCAGAUGUGACGAUGAUGAUGAUGAGGGCUGGAGGGGGAGUUGCGUGGCCUCUCUGUCAUGUGCCAUGUUGCAUGUGCAGCACCAGCUGGUGUUAACAGGGCCCUUCAGUCUCUUUCGCCCUGAAUGGUAAACUCUCUGGAAACAUAUAGUCAGGUCAAGGUGGUGGCUGUACAGCAGCAGGAACACAAUUUCUCUGUGUGUGCUGGCUGUAUGAGACCUGACUGUAGCCUGCUCAUGAUAUAGCUUGAUGUUUUUUAUGUGGUGACACAGACUUGGUUUGUUCUGAAGAUCACAGUUUCAGAAUACUGGGAGCAUUCAAAAACACUGCACAGUCUAUUUUUUUUGUUUUUCCACAAAGCAUGAAACUAGUGAAUCUCAUGUAAGUGAACACUGCAAUGGUGGGGAGCUAAUUGUAUUGUGUAUCACAUUCCUGAAUUUUUAAAAUAAAAAAAUAUGGAACACUGA